Messenger RNA from Pseudocercospora fijiensis CIRAD86, 1667 nucleotides. RefSeq lists its product as uncharacterized. The transcript is spliced from 3 exons. The coding region runs from base 36 to 1511 and encodes 491 amino acids. Gene Ontology annotation, biological process: mitochondrial electron transport, NADH to ubiquinone. Gene Ontology annotation, molecular function: quinone binding; NADH dehydrogenase (ubiquinone) activity; NAD binding. NCBI's taxonomy places the organism in Eukaryota, Fungi, Ascomycota, Dothideomycetes, Mycosphaerellales, Mycosphaerellaceae. The record is from RefSeq and is a predicted model, not a curated record.
CCGCUCCCCGCUCUCCGCUCUACUGCCAAUCUGCCAUGCCGACAGUCACAAUGGCAGCAUCUCUCGCCCGACUGGCUGCCAAUGGCGGCAGAAGAGCGGUGUUCCACCCCUCCCAGCGAACAGCGACCUCCCUUCGCGCCCUCUCGACAACGCCGGCAACUCGAUAUGCCACCCACUCAGAAACAGCGCCGCAGCCCCCAAACCCAAUCCGACAGGCAGGAGAAGUACGGAGUCCGCAGUCGACGCGAUUGAUACCCGUGGAUCCGUCCUUUGGCCACCCAGUCGACCCGUCAAAGAUGAACUUCAUCCAGCCAGAUGAGGCAGCAAAGACUCCCGAAGAACGAAAGAUCCGCCACUACACUGUCAACUUUGGCCCACAGCAUCCAGCAGCUCACGGUGUGCUGAGAUUAAUCCUUGAGCUCAAUGGAGAGGAGAUUGUGCGCGCAGACCCCCAUGUCGGUCUGCUGCACAGAGGAACCGAGAAGUUGAUUGAGUACAAGACAUAUAUGCAGGCUCUGCCAUACUUCGACCGAUUGGACUAUGUCUCUAUGAUGACCAACGAGCAAUGCUUCUCGUUGGCUGUGGAGAAAUUAUUGAACAUCGAAAUUCCCGAGCGAGCAAAGUGGAUUCGAACAAUGUUUGCAGAAAUCACACGAAUCUUGAACCAUCUCAUGUCGGUCCUCUCCCACGCUAUGGAUGUUGGUGCUCUGACGCCUUUCUUGUGGGGUUUCGAGGAGCGUGAGAAGCUUAUGGAAUUCUACGAACGUGUCUCUGGCGCCCGUCUCCACGCAGCCUAUGUCCGACCAGGUGGUGUCUCCCAAGAUAUACCAGUCGGCCUCCUCGACGACAUUUACCAGUGGGCCACUCAAUUCGGAGACCGCAUCGAUGAGACCGAGGAAAUGCUUACUGAUAAUCGUAUUUGGAUCGGAAGAACCAAGGGUAUUGGUGUCGUCCCAGCCGCUGACGCUCUGAACAUGUCCUUCUCCGGUGUUAUGCUUCGAGGUUCUGGUAUCCCAUGGGAUGUACGAAAGUCGCAGCCAUACGACGCAUACGACCAAGUUGAGUUCGAUGUUCCAGUUGGCGUUAACGGUGACUGCUAUGACCGAUACCUUUGCCGAAUGGAGGAGUUCAGACAAUCACUACGCAUCAUCCACCAAUGCUUGAACAAGAUGCCAGCUGGCCCAGUCAAGUUUGAGGACUACAAGAUCUCACCGCCGCCACGAGCUGCCAUGAAGGAGAACAUGGAAGCACUUAUUCAUCACUUCCUGCUCUUCAGCAAGGGAUACACAGUCCCACCAGGCGAAACCUACUCUGCCAUAGAGGCACCGAAGGGAGAGAUGGGUGUCUACGUCGUGUCAGACGGAAGCGAACGACCAUACCGAUGCAAAAUCCGAGCACCGGGCUUCGCCCAUUUGUCAUGCUUUGAUCAAAUAUCAAGAGGGCACUUGCUUGCAGACGCCGUCGCUAUCAUUGGAACUAUGGAUCUCGUAUUUGGUGAGGUCGACCGAUAGCGCGAUUUCGAAAAGUAGGGAGGAUUUGAAGCAUCAGGUGUGUACAUAUGUUACAUCAUACCUCAUCGGCGUUACACGGCGCAUUGCGCCUAGACGCAUACUUCGGCCUGGUGGCAUGUAGAUUCAAAGACCAAAGAUUCCAUUGUGUUCAAACUA